AUGUUUGUUGAAGGUCAACAAAUGUGUUGCUGGGAUUUGCACACGAACAUGCAACCGCACACUCUCAGCUUCUCGUUGCUAGGCUGGGCACACCACAGUGUACGGCAUGUUUUCCGGUCUGCAAGAUACAUCUCGGCACUCGCUCGCCCUCUUUUUUCCCUUCUUUGGGCUCCAGCUGGGCAGUGUGGACUCAGGCAGGGGCCGGGAUUCCGGGCUGCAGGCAUGUUGGAGGUGCAUUUGACCGACGCGGAGGCACACUGUUGCGAAGUUAGUCUUGGACAACGGCGAACCCACACCGUCGCCCUGAUGCCCAAACACCCAUUGCUCACUCGUCAUUACUAUGACCGCAGCAGUUCAGCAUCUGCACAUGGGUCUGGCGCCGGUCGCAGCGAGGUGGACGGCGGGUGUGCAAACGACAGCAAGACCACAAUGGGGUCCCACUACCGGGUGCACCCAUGCCUUCAGGGCUGA
Molecule: messenger RNA, 471 nt
Organism: Ostreobium quekettii
Lineage: Eukaryota; Viridiplantae; Chlorophyta; Ulvophyceae; Bryopsidales; Ostreobiaceae
Source: the annotation of a GenBank genome assembly